CUCUACGCAACUCAUGAAAACCCCCUAAAGCGAUAUAGUUACACCGCGCAUGCGUAGUUCUACCUGCGCAUGCGCAACGCAGCUAGCUGAGGCAGGGACGGGGCAGUUACCGUGUUCCUGACACAUUUUGAAAGCGCAUGAGCAACAUUGUAACCAAGUUCGAGCUGAAGAAGCUGAAGUGAAACUGGAUUGUUGUUUUAUUUUUCCCCCCUCUCUCCUUGGCUUUGAGUCCUUGUUGUAUCGCAGGGAGUGAGUUGUUGGAUAUGAGUGCGGCGUGUAAUUAUGUAGCAGCAACUAAGUAACGGCGGUUGAAGGGGAAACGGCGGUGGAAUGAGAAGUUCUCGGCGGUGACGGUGGAAUGUCGCAGAGCUCCGGAGCUCCGCAGCCGACCCCCGGUCCGCCUUCCUCCUUCUCCUUCUGCUCCUCUCUGGCCGGCCUCGAGGCCCCGGCGGCGGGAUGCAGCACCGUCCUGAUGUCGGUCCGAGUCUCCGCGAGUCACUCCGGGAUCCGGCCGCUGUGUCUGCCCGGCUGCGGGGACGAAGCUCUGCGGCUGCAGCUCAGCAUGGACCCGGGCAAGGCGGGGGAAUUCCGGCUGGCUCUCAGACACGGCAGCGGAACUAACGCGUGCAUUGCCGAUUUCGACCUCAGGACGUUGCGCUAUGAAGUCAAGACACCACGGAGUCAUGACCUGGUCUUGAUCGCUCCCCCUUACGACCGCAUCACCUUCAACUUCCACAGCGAGCAGGAAGCCCAAGCCUGGGCCACUGUGGUGAUGUCAUCGCUCCGCGAGGCUCGUCGGGUGGCCAUUGGCUGUUCUGUAGAGGUUGAUGGACAGCUGCUGCCCCAGCCCCUGGUUGUACAAAUGCCUUCCUCCCUGUCCAGCACGGAGGAGCUGUGUAUGGAGCUGGUGAGGGCUAUAGAGGCCGGUGAUGUUCAGGGGGCGUCUGUGUGUGCGGAGUCUCUGGCUCGUCAGCACACUCCGCUGUGCAUCCAGCCAGAUCACAAACACUACACCAACACCAACAAGGAGAUCAGUUUAUCGGUGGUGUUAGAGGACGCUUCCUCUUCCUGCUGUGUCAUGGUGAAAGUCUUCCCCCACACCACAGUUGCUGCUCUUAAACAACAGGUGUUUGUGCAGUACGGCUUCCAUCCGCACGUCCAGCGCUGGGUUAUCGGUCAGUGUCUGUGCUCUGACUCACGCUCUCUGGCGUCCUACGGCGUGCAGCAGGACGGAGACACCGCCUUCCUGUACCUUGUGUCCCGGCAGAGGCAGCAGGACCAGGAGAACUUCCCACUCGCUCCCACGUCCUCCCCCGGGGACUUGCAGUCUGUCGGCACCGGGCCGGAGGGAACACUGAGAGCCUAUAACACACUGCCCACCAGACUGCACCCGCAGCACAACACCACCGGCAGUCGGAGUUUGGCCGGGACAGAGAGGUUGGGUCUGGGUGAAAUCCGAGAGCUCAUUAACCUGGAGAUGCCGCAGCUGAACGAAGCACUCUUGCCCAGCGGAACUAACACACAGCUGGGAUGGGCGUGUCCGUCCUGUACGUACAUUAACAAGCCGACGCGUCCCGGCUGUGAGAUGUGCAGUACAGACAGACCCGAGAGUUACACGGUGCCUGGGGGCUACAGACCCGACACACUGGAACUGAGACGCAUCCAACAGGAGAAAGAAGCCAUUAGGCAGUACCAGCAGGCAAAGGAGGCAGAGCGGAGGGAGAACUAUGCUCGGCUGGUGGAGGUGGACUGUCAGGAGUUGGUGCCGAAUGCAGAGAGCAUCGAAUGCAAGAUUUGUUACUUACAGCUGCAGUCAGGAGAGGGAGUCCUGCUGCGGGAGUGUCUUCACUGCUUUUGCAGAGAAUGUCUGCGUUCAGUAAUCCUGCUUUCAGAGGAUCCUCAGGUGGCGUGUCCCUACAGAGACGAGGCGUACGCAUGUGACUGCACACUGCAGGAGAGAGAGAUCCGAGCUCUGCUUUCAGGCGAGGAGUAUGAGCGCUGGCUGCAGCGGGGGCUCUCAGUGGCCGAGUCGCGAUGUGAAGGCAGUUAUCAUUGUGCCACGACCGACUGUCCAGGCUGGUGUGUGUAUGAAGACACCGUCAACACGUUCCACUGCCCUGUCUGCAAAAAGCACAACUGUCUGCUCUGCAAGGCAAUUCAUGAAGGAAUGAAUUGUAAGCAGUACCAGGACGAUCUCGCUGCUCGUGCCAUUAAUGACAUCGCAGCCCGGAGAACGAGGGACCUCCUGAAGACUCUGGUGAAGUCCGGCGAGGCGAUGCACUGUCCUCAGUGUGGAAUAAUAGUGCAGAAGAAGGAAGGCUGUGAUUGGCUACGCUGCACUGUGUGUCACACAGAGAUCUGCUGGGUCACCAGAGGGCCACGCUGGGGUCCUGCGGGUCCUGGAGACACGAGUGGAGGCUGCCGCUGUAAUGUGAAUAAACAGAGAUGCCACCCAAAAUGUCAGAACUGCCACUGAGCGGAAGAGAGAGAUGAAUGACUGAAAGUAAAACCAAAGCAUUUUAUUUUAACUUAACAGAAUCUUGAUUAAGAUCAAGUUAAUAAUACUGGACAAUAUGCACUUUUAUGUCUUACUCCCAGCAGCAACAUUACAAAGGUGAAAUGUUAACAUACACAUGUGCCUUAUUUUAACAGUUCUGUUAUAAACCUAGCUGUUUUUUCAGGGUGCUACAUUUUCACAUAUAUUUUUAUAGAUCCAGGUUAACCCCUGUGUAUUUAACUGUUUUUCUUAAUUAAGUAGAAAUACCUUAGAAUGUAAUAUAAUACCGAGAUAAAACACCAAAGUCUAGUUUUAAAUGUAGACAUUACAAAAGCAUGUACACAGAGAGAGUUACAGUUACUCUUUAGUGCCUUAUGUUGCAGCUUUUGUCUAGAAUGAAAACCUUCUUGUAUGACCUUUAUAUAAUUUAUUAUAGAUUUCAAGCUACCACUGACCUGAAGAAAACAAUAAACAUUUCCAUA
This is a messenger RNA of Clarias gariepinus (North African catfish), 2979 nucleotides long. RefSeq names its product sharpin and rbck1 related (gene shrprbck1r). The transcript is spliced from 14 exons. Gene Ontology annotation, biological process: positive regulation of canonical NF-kappaB signal transduction; protein linear polyubiquitination; proteasome-mediated ubiquitin-dependent protein catabolic process. The record is from RefSeq and is a predicted model, not a curated record. The coding region runs from base 359 to 2476 and encodes 705 amino acids. Gene Ontology annotation, molecular function: ubiquitin binding; ubiquitin-protein transferase activity. Lineage: Eukaryota; Metazoa; Chordata; Actinopteri; Siluriformes; Clariidae. Gene Ontology annotation, cellular component: LUBAC complex.